AUGCCUCGAGCGAGAGUCAUCAGCCUGUCUCAAAUUCAAGAUGAGGAGGUCCCCAAUAUCGAGUCCCAUCACGACUACAUUAACCGAGUAUUGAAAUGGAGCAUUGCCGACCUUGAUCGCUUCAUUGGACUACUACGUGCACGUGUCGCAGCUGAAGAAGUCUAUGUGCAGUCGCUUGCAAAGAUCACUAGCAAGGCACACCAAGCACCGGAAGCAGACCCACACCAACAUGUCGCCCAUACGGACACCACGUAUCAUCGAGCAACAAUGCAAUAUGAACGAUCCCUCGACCAGCUGGUUGUUGUGAGGCGAAAGAUGAUCCAAUCCAUUCAACAACAAAUCGACAUGUUGGUUGAAGUCAAGGAAAAGCAAGAAAACCGGAGGAAAAAAGUUAAGACCAUACUAGGAGAAGCCAACAGCGCCUACAUUGGUUAUAGGACACGCGACAUUGUCAAGCUUCAUAAAUCAUACGUCGGUCGAUGCAUGGAUCUACAAAAUGCCCAACAUCAGCUUCAACAACAAAUCCAACAGCAGCAACAACAACAACAGCCGCAUCAAAACUUAUCACCCAAUUCGAGUGAGAUUGAUUUACGCGAUAAUGAUUCACAACAUCAACAACGUCUUUCAUCUGAUGAACCUCGACCACGUUUAUCCACCGACAAUGAUUCGAUUUCAUCACUGAAUGAUACCCCUGUGAAGAAAGGAAUGGCAAGCUUCAUGGCUCAAGUACGCACUCAAUUCGCCAACGCUGCUGCCGCUUCAGCUGUUCAAGAAGUCACGAGACAAAAUGCAAAAUGUGCAAGAAUCACUUCUGAAAUCGCUACUGCAGAUAUGGAAUACAGAGAUGGUAUUCGCACGUUGGAGAUGCUGCGGCGGAAGCAAGUGGAUAAAGCAUCGACAUCCGUAAAGCAAGUGGAAACGGUUUUCAAGGACAAGUUUGAAGCAACCAAGGCUGCAUUGGGUGAUUUGGUGUUCAAGGAGAAGAAUAUGAUCUCUGAAGAAUCAAUGAUCCUCGAAUACCUUUCUCAAUCGGUGAAUGAGAUCGACAGCAACCGAGAUCUUUUCUUAUUCAACAAGGAGUACCAAAAGAGGGGAUUUGUUAACCCAUCACCUAUAUAUUACACCAACUACUACCAUGGAGAGGCAAAAGAUCUGAUCUUUGGUACUUCUUUGGAUGACUAUGCCGCUGAGCAUAACCGUACGGUGCCUUUGAUUGUGCUCAAGUGUAUUGAAGCUGUGGAACGCAUGGGAGGAUUACACAAGGAAGGCAUCUACCGUGUAUCUGGGCGACAGAGUAAUGUGGAUAGCCUCAAGAGCGCAUUUGAGCAAAACGAGCAAGCCAUGGAUUUGCACCAAAGCAAAUACGAUGUCACCACCAUUGCAGCCAUUCUAAAGGUUUAUCUUCGGGAGCUCAAGCACCCCCUCUUCGGCCUCAGCGUACAAAGUCGUAUGGAGUAUGCAACCCUUGACAGGCAGAUACGGCUUACUCGAUUGCAAAGCAAGAUUUCUUCGUUACCAAAGAUACAUCGCGACACGCUUCACACUGUUAUGCGUCAUUUAGCCAAUGUGAACAAACACAGCAAUGUCAACAAGAUGAAUAUCCAAAACUUGUCGGUUGUUUUCACACCAGCCAUCUUCCACGACCACAACAAUAGCGGUGUGCCUGGUGAAUGGCAUACGGAUUGUGUCUUUGAAGACAUGCUUCUUUAUCACGAGCCUCUUUUCCACAAUGCCGAGAUUGAAAGCCAAAACAACAACGCUGCCAGUAUCACAGCUAAUCGAGUUGUCCAAUCACCCUCAGCACAAGCGGCUCAAACACCAGGAGGAGGAAACAAAAACAUGCUACUUACAGCGCCAUUGUAUCCAGCCAAUCUUACCGGCCAAAGUGAUUAUCGACCCACAGGACAACAUGAUCCUCAUCAUCACGUACCUCCUCCACGUGUACAAGAAGUACCACAGCAGCAGCGAUCCACAUCAUUGGGUGUUAGUCCAAUGCCUGCUAAUCAACCCAAAUACGCCAAUCAACAACAACAUCAGCAGCAGCAGCAACAGCAACAGCAUCAUCAUGCGCCACCGCCACAUUAUCAGCCUCAGCUGCAAAUGCAAUCACAACAACCCCCUUAUCAUCAACAAGCUCAAUCGCAGUAUCAAAAUACACCACCACAGCCUCCACAGAUACCGCAAAUCCAAACACCACAAUCACUUGGUACUCCUCAACAACAGCCAACUCAUCCUUCUCCACAGCCAUCAUCGACAACAAUUACACAAUCACAGGCUACAACAACAUCGUCGACGUCGUCAAAUAAACCACCUCAGCUGCCUCAAAUCCAAACCGAUAUAUACCGAGAACCAUCACCUGCUACACCCACCGUUGAUAAAAGCAAGAAUGAAUCCUUGGCAGUAGCAUCAUCAACAUCAUCAACAUCAACAUCUCAUCAACAACAGCAGCAGCAACAGCCCACAUCUACCAAGCCGACUCGAUCCUCCUCUUAUCAAUCACCCACUUCACCUGACGACGAUCGAUCUGAUGCUGCAACAUGGAUAGGUAUGGCUGCCAUGUCAGGAGCCUUGGAACAACGGCAUGAAUCGAAUGCAGCUACAAGUGGUGGUGGAUCACAAAAUACAUCAUCAUCAUCUCAACCUGAAAAACCACCUGUGAUUACAACAACUACUAUUGGAUCCCAUGAAGGAGGUGCUGUAGCUACAAGUUCACCUGUUUCACCUAUUGACAGUGGCAGUAAUAAGACUUCACCUGCUAUUACCAAAGGAACAACUACAACAGGAGGUGGUAAUGGUGGUGGAAAUGGAGCAACAGGAGGUGUGGUUCCUCCUCGACAGGAUUCUUUGCGAUUGCAGGUUGCCCAGCAACAGCUUCCUCAGCAACAACAGCAACAGCAACAGCAACAGCAACAGCAACAAUCACAGCCUCCUCCUAUUGUCACUUCUUCUCCUCUCCCUACAACAUCAAACAACAACAACAACAAUAAGCAACGAUCACGACCUUCACCCACAGGUCCUCAAACACCCACUAUUGCUAUGAGCGUCUCUGUUGCUGAACACGUUCCUUCAUCUGCCGUUAUUAUCGAAAACCCUGUGGCUUCUUCUGGUGCUGCUGAUACUACUCCAUCCAAUGACCAAGGUGUGGUGUCUGAUCAAAACACUACUACAACGACGAGCACUUUGGCCAACAGCCUCAGUUUUGGAAAAUAG
Molecule: messenger RNA, 3210 nt
Organism: Lichtheimia ornata
Lineage: Eukaryota; Fungi; Mucoromycota; Mucoromycetes; Mucorales; Lichtheimiaceae
Exons: 11
Coding region: 1-3210 (1069 amino acids)
Biological process (GO): activation of GTPase activity; signal transduction
Molecular function (GO): GTPase activator activity
Source: RefSeq, a predicted model, not a curated record